Messenger RNA from Darwinula stevensoni, 1320 nucleotides. The record is from the annotation of a GenBank genome assembly. Lineage: Eukaryota; Metazoa; Arthropoda; Ostracoda; Podocopida; Darwinulidae.
AUGACAAGCACAUCAUCAAGAAAAGCAAAGUCAAUGAGUCUCCCUACCAGAGCCGUUCUCCAGAUCCCUCCAGCUCAACUGACCAUUGAUGCCCUCACCCAAGAUAAGUUGAAUAAGGAAUACCGACGUUCUAUGGUUGUACGUUCGUACAAUGAUGAACUCAAGUAUUUGGAGAAGAUCUCUCCGAAUAGCUGGAGGAUUAAGAAGGGGUUUCAGCCAAACAUGAACGUGAGCCCAGGAUUCUUUAGUCGAAAUAUGGCAGCAUUUGACAUGGGAGACCCAAAAGCUGUUGUAUCUCCAGGGGGUGUAGGAUUUGACAUCAACUGUGGUGUGCGACUGCUUCGCACGAACCUCACGUUCAAAGAUGUCCUUCCUGUGAAAGAACACUGUGAAGAGUAUGGUCGGAUGCUGAAUGCUGAUCCUGCAAAGGUUAGCCUUCGUGCAAAAAAAAGAGGUCUACCUCAGUUGGGAACCCUCGGAGCUGGAAAUCACUAUGCAGAAAUCCAGGUUGUAGAGGAAAUAUUUGAUAAAUGGGCAGCUUGCAAGAUGGGAAUCGAGGCAAAGGGUCAAAUUUGCGUGAUGAUUCAUUCUGGGAGCCGAGGUUUUGGACAUCAAGUGGCCACAGAUGCCUUGGUGGCUAUGGAGAAGUCAAUGAAACGAGAUGGGAUUGAAACCAAUGACCGACAGCUGGCAUGUGCAAGGAUCUCAUCUUCAGAAGGACAGGAUUAUUUGAAGAGCAUGGCUGCUGCUGCCAACUUUGCUUGGGUCAAUCGCAGUUCCAUGACUUUUCUCACCCGCCAGGGUCGAGCAUUAUCCCGUGCCAAAUCUCGCCGCAAUAUUGACUAUCAAGAUGUUCUGGAUAGGCUUCAGGAAAUGGGAAUUUCCAUCAGAGUGGCAUCUCCAAAACUUGUCAUGGAAGAAGCCCCAGAGUCCUACAAGAAUGUGACUGAUGUGGUGGAUACGUGUCAUGCUGCUGGUAUCAGUAAAAAAUGCAUCAAGCUCAAGCCCAUUGCUGUCAUUAAAGGUUAAGAGGCUCUCUGAAAACUAUCAAGAAGCAUCCCAGAAUGGUCUUUCUGCAAGAAUCCAUUCUCUGAAACAUGCCAAAGAAAGUUACUUCUACACUGAGCCUACCAGAUGAGCUUCUUUAGCAAGAUGAGCUUCCUUAGCUCAUUAACAUUUUUUGAGAAUGCAGUAUGACCCCAGACAUGAAAAAUUUAGGACAUCUGGACUUGGACUGGAAAGAACCUUAUAAGCCAUCUGAUUCCAUCCAACUGUGAUGCUAUGUGGUCUUCAUUCUAAUAAAUUUUUCCUUUGUGCUCA